UUAUAUACAAAGACCAACGUCCGGCCCUUCACCUUCUCAGGCUUGCCACCGGACGUCAGUGCAUCUAGUGAAAAAAAGAAAUGUGCAUAUAGAUCAGUGCAGUAAGAGUUGUUUGCCAGUUCCCACGAUGUCGUGGCGUUCGCAAGGACGCGGCGCCAGCGCAUGGCGCCAACGCCUUGCGCCGCUCCGGCAGGAAGCGGCUUCAAAGGGGUUCGUUGCUCGCUCCAGCAUGUCCUCAGUACUGGAAGAGCUGAAGGCCGUGGAAGCAGAGGCCCAGGAUCAAGAGCUCGCGGAGGACCUUCCUUUCUUAGUACAACAGCUCUUGGGGCCGCCACCAUCUGUUGGAGCGGCGCAAGGCGGAAACGCCAACAGGGACACCACCGCCCAAGUAGCACUCUGCCGCCUGCUUGCCAGCGUCGCCACCUCCCGCCCCCUCCGACUGCACCCCUCCGCCGCCAACCUCAUCCUCGCGGCGUUGCGGCAAUGGGCUGACGUGGCACCUCCCAUGCAGCCCGCCUCUCCUGCAGCAACCGCAACCUCUCCCUCCCCCGGCCUCCCAGCCAACACCGCGCCCUCCUCCGCCAGCUCAACCGUCGACCCCGCCCCAUCUACCGCCUUCACAGCCACCACCACCACCACCAUCGUCACGGAGUCCAGCCUGCACACGGAGGCGCUAGCUGCGCUUGCCGUACUGCUGCCGGAGCACCUGGGGGCGCUGCCGCACCACGAGCGGGUGGCGCAGCUGGCGGCCCUGCAGUCGCUGCUGGUGCCGCACCAACACCAACACCAGCAGCACCAACACCAGCACCAACAGCAGCAGACAUCCCAGCAGCCAUCCCAGCAGCAGCAGUCACAGUCGCAGUCGCAGCACCAGGUCCGCCCCGCGGACGCACUGGAGUCCCAGUGCCUGGCCCUCACCGCCCUGGCAGCCUGCUUCAGCCGCUCCAGCCCCCAAUCCACAUCCUCCACCACCUCUUCUUCCUCCGCCCCCUCCAACACCACCCCUAGCACCACCAGCACCAGCCUUACCCCGGAC
Messenger RNA from Astrephomene gubernaculifera, 1036 nucleotides. NCBI's taxonomy places the organism in Eukaryota, Viridiplantae, Chlorophyta, Chlorophyceae, Chlamydomonadales, Astrephomenaceae. The record is from the annotation of a GenBank genome assembly.